UAACCUGAAAAAUCGUCUAUCGAAAUGAAACAAGAGUUUUUAUCCGCUUUUAUCUAUUGUUAACUCAAUUUAUUGCUGAAUUUCACGCAACAAACAGUGAUAAUUAAAAGUAUUGCGUACUUAUGUAGUUUCGCUCAAAGAGCGCCAAAUAACAAUAAAGGCGUGUUUUGUGCAGAAAAUGGUAGAUAUAAAAAGUAAUCCUCCCAUCGGAGAAAACGACUCACAUUACGAGUCGAGGAUACGAGCGAACAGUUUUGGCCGAGGUUCUGGCACAGGAACGUCAACACCAUCAUCCUCUUCUGAUUACAUGACGGGGGAGGCAGACGAUAGCUCUGACAGUAAGAGUACCAUACCAUUCAGCUUGAAAUCAGUAGAGACCAUGCUGUCAUUAUCCAAGGAUGCUUCUGAAGAAGAUCUUCAAGAGAUGGUGCGCAAGUGCAAACUGAUGGUGUUGGAGAGUGCCGAAUGUUCGGAUGAGCGUAAAUGGCUUGUUCGACGGCUGAUUGAAUUGCGUUUGCGUGUGCAAGAGUUGCGUGAGACUUCAGAUGAAAAUCUCUUUGAAACGCGCGUAAUUCUCGGUCAUCACUUCGUACCGCAGAAGUACUAUAUUACCACGUCUAGUUCAGUUUAUUGCGACCAUUGCAGCGGCGCGAUUUGGACGAUGCUGCAGUCGUGGUACAUGUGCAACGAUUGCAAAUUCAGUUGUCACUGGAAGUGUUUGAACAAUGUGUGUCGUGUAUGCGUGCAUGUAGUCGCCAGUGAAGCUGGCGGAUACACGCACACGAAGGAUAUCUGUCCGGAGCAAGGCCUCUCGAAGCAAGGCUACCGUUGCGCGGAAUGUAAAGUGCGAAUAACAUUCACUUUCUCAAAAGGAUUAUCGUUAUCCUGCUUCGGCAAUUCCUUUAAGAAUGCAGAAUCAGCAUGGGUAGAGCCUCGACUUUGCGACUACAGCGGUUUAUAUUACUGUCAAAGAUGCCAUUGGAACACAGCCAUGGUCAUUCCUGCGAGAGUAAUCAGAAAUUGGGACAUGGAGCCGCGUCUGGUGUCUCGCGCCGCAGUGCAGCUUUUGAUGCUUUUGGAGGAUCGUUCCGUACUAACGCUAGAAGAAUUAAACCCGAAACUCUUUACCUUAGUUCCGGAUUUAUCACUUGUAAAGCGAAUGCGAGAGGAAAUGCAGAUGAUGAAGAAGUAUUUAGUUCUAUGCGUGGAAGCUUGCACUCAGGGAUUACCGUGGAAGAUUGGAUUGCGCACACAUAUGAUCGAAAAUUCGGGUAAUUAUUCCAUCAAGGAUCUCAUUGAUCUUCAAAGUGGUAUUCUCUUAGACGAGCUUCGUACUGCGUACGAUACGAUGCACGCGCACAUUACGCAGCAAUGCGAGCUCUGUAAGGCAAGGGGACACUUAUGCGAAAUAUGUGGCAAUGACGAGGUAAUCUAUCCAUGGGAUGCCAGCUCGGUUAUCUGUCAGCAAUGCUCGGCAGUGCAUCAUCGCGUUUGUUGGGCCAAGCGUAAUCAUUGCUGCCCACGGUGUGCACGUCUGCAAAAACGUCGCGCUCUACAGGGACAAACGAUGCAGGACGGCGAAGACUGUGAUACAGACGACACCGCAAAGGAUUCUUAAAUGAAAACGUGGUAAAAUAUUAUUCGUACAGCGAUUUAUACUUUGUACCUGUUAUUUUUUUAAGCAGAUCAAAUCGAUUGCAAUCUGUAAUUUUUAUAUAUAUCACACGCAAAAGUUUGUACAUAGGUUUUCUAAUUAUGAAUUUAUAAUUGUAUUAUAUGAUUUUUUUGUAAUGCGCGGUCUAAUUGGUGAGAUUAUACAAGUGCCACAUUUUUAAAAAUAAUUGUCAAACUUGCCAAUGCACGAAGUACCAUAAGUACAUAUGUAGUGCCCGCAAGCAGUAUAAUCAUUCAUCGAACUCUACAGAGCAAUUAAUUGCGAUGUUAUACUUUUAUGUUUUAGAAAAAUGUUUACUAGUAAUAAAUCAUCUGCUGCAUAUUCUAUAUAUAUGUAAUAUGUAUCAAUUAUGGAAAUUAUAGCGAAUUAAUAGAUAAAC
Molecule: messenger RNA, 2054 nt
Organism: Trachymyrmex septentrionalis
Lineage: Eukaryota; Metazoa; Arthropoda; Insecta; Hymenoptera; Formicidae
Gene: DEF8
Product: differentially expressed in FDCP 8 homolog
Exons: 8
Coding region: 179-1618 (479 amino acids)
Source: RefSeq, a predicted model, not a curated record